This is a messenger RNA of Thlaspi arvense, 972 nucleotides long. The record is from the annotation of a GenBank genome assembly. NCBI's taxonomy places the organism in Eukaryota, Viridiplantae, Streptophyta, Magnoliopsida, Brassicales, Brassicaceae.
AUGGGGGAAGCUCCGGAAGUGCAAAUGCAAAUUGUGGUGCAGGAAACUAAAGAAACAUCCUCAAGUUCUGCUAUUAGGAACGCCAACCACCAUGCCUCUACAGUUCCUCAAGUACAGAGGUGGCUUAAAAUUGCGUUCUACUCGAUAUUCGUCCUUGCUGGCCAGUCUGUAGCCACACUCUUGGGGAGAUUGUACUUCGAGCAAGGGGGCAGCAUGUUAUUUGCGGUAGGACUCCAAUAUCUCCCUGCCUCCACAUUUUCCCUCAUCAGUGCAAGCCAAUUGGGAUUCAAUGCCCUCUUCUCCUUCUUCCUCAAUUCCCAGAAGCUCACUCCUUUCAUAAUCAACUCUCUGGUCGUCCUCACCAUCUCCUCCACUCUCCUUGUGUUCAACACUAGCUCUUCAGGUGGCGCCACUCAAGUCUCCAAGCGGAAGUACACCAUAGGUUUCUUGUGCACUCUUGCAGCUUCUGCAGGGUACUCCUUGAUGCUCUCUUUGUCACAGCUCUUCUGCAGGAAGAUUCUCAGGAAAUCAACAUUUGAUGCGAUAAUAAGGAUGAUAAUCUACCAGAUGCUGGUGGCCACCUUUGCAAUUGUGGUGGGGCUUUUUGCGAGUGGAGAGUGGAAAGGACUGAGGAAGGAGAUGGACGAGUAUGCACUUGGAAAGGUGUCAUAUGUCAUGACUCUGGUUUGGACAGCUAUUUGCUGGCAAGUCUUCUCAAUUGGCGCAGUGGGCUUGAUUUUCAACGUGUCCUCUCUCUUCUGUAACGUGAUUAGUACUUUGACCCUGCCCAUUGUCCCUGUCUUUGCUGUUAUCUUCUUCCAUGACAAGAUGGAUGGAGUGAAGGUGAUCUCCCUGCUUCUGGCAGUUUGGGGCUUUGUUUCAUACAUCUAUCAGCACUACCUAGAGGAUUUUAAGAGCAAGGUUGAAACUAGACCUGAACCUCCUGAGGUUUCAUCCAUUGAAAGUAGCUAG